AUGGCAUGCAAGUUAACCGGGUUCGCCGUAGGAUUCACAUUGCAAGACGAAGCCCGCAGCACCGCUCAUCACUCGUCACCCUGGAGCAGUGAUUCCAAACUACGCCAUAGGCCGGUUGCCUUUAUCAAUACUGGUGCCGCAGAGCCUCUGAAACAACUAGAGAGCAUCUUGAAGGUUGGCGAGGGAGACUCUACAAGCAGACCUCAAGCGGAAACCGAAGAACAAGAUAUCAUCCGCGGCCAAGCUGCUGCCGACACACCUUCCAACGAACCUCAACCUGCUUUUCCGCUUGAUGAAGCCCACACCCACGAGGCGACGCCGAUCGAUAUUGCCGUCGGAAUGCCGGAUACCUCUCUGGAGCCACGCGAGGCAGAGAGGGCCACGAUCUCCGGAGUGGAAGACAUCACUGGCGCUGAGGCUCCCGUCACUCAAGACACAGCAUCACCUCUUCCCUUCUUCUUCGACGUCGUGGGAGAGAGUCAACGGCUUGACACAUUUAUAGAUCGAACCCUGACUCGUUCUCCGUCGCCUACGCCGUCCAAUUCUAGCGAAGAGGUCAUUCUGUUCAAAGGUCGCAACAAGGCUCCCAGAGACAGACAAAGUUCGAAAUUCAAGACCAAAUCGAAGUUGAAGACUUUCAACCUGGGCGGCAUCUCUACCGAGAUCAACGUCCUAGAGAAGACCGUCAAAUCGAAGAAAGACAGCAGCAGCAAUGGGCCUGUGAAGACUGCGGGGAGCUCUACACAGAAACCUUGUCGAAAUGUCGCCAAAGACUUGAAGCGACAGGAGGAUGAUGACUUGGUUGCUGACUAUAUUGCCAACAUGAGGGAGUUUGGCGAAGACGAAGCCCUGGUGCCUGCGAAAGCCUAUUCUCGCCGUGACAUAGGCGGCUCUUUGAGUGAGUCUGAAGGCAUCGAUGACUCAUUCCAGACCGUCGUAGCCAUGAGCAAGACAGAGGAGUUAGCAGGCGUCAACAGUGAAUCGGAACAUACGACAGCAGGGUUUGGAAGAGUGCCUGAGGAAAGCGACAAAGAUCCUGUCCAUACUGCACAGAGGCGAUCUGAAAGGGGCAAAAUCAUACAAGAUGAUCAUGCACUGAUGGGAAUUUUUGAGACCGAUGUCUCCUACCUGGCAUCACUCGAGCAAUCUCAUGCUGAAGACGCAUCGCCGCCUUCGGAUUCAAGUGACCAAGACGACGACGAUAUCUUCAGAUCAGCAGCAGACAGAUUUGCGAAUGAGAUCGACGAUUUCGAUUUCAUGGACUGGAACCGCCCGGCGUUGAAGUCUAAGAAGGGCAAGGGUGCCAGAGGCAAGGUUCCCGUGUUUGACAUUUCGGACUCAGAGCUAGAGGGCAGGAUGCAAGCUGCGUGGAAUAAUGAUCGCUUGAAAAAGGCCGAGAGGAAAAAAGAACGCCAGGCCAUGCGUAGUAUGGGAUUGUUGGGUAAACAUGCCAACCCGGAAGAUCUCAGAGUCAAAUACCCGCACGGGAUGGGGCUUGAACAAAUCGCCGAUGAGCUGAGAACAUUCCUCUUGGGCACGCAACCUAGUCUCACUCUACCGCCCAUGGACAAUCAUGCUCGCAAGGUGAUCCACGAACUAGCCAGCAAAUUCAACAUCAAGUCCAAGUCCACUGGAUCAGGUGACCAAAGGCGACCCAUGCUCCACCGCACUUUCAGGACCGCCAAAUUUGCCGAUGAGGUCUUUGAUGUAGCCAUUGCCCGGGUCGGCCGCAAAUACUUCCCCCGCAACGAUACAGCAGUGCGAGCCGCUGUUCAAAGGCAAUCGGCUCGUAGGGGAGGUGGUGGUGGGCACGCGGGAGUCGCUUAUCGGGAUGGCGAGGUCGUCGGGGGCUCCGCGCCUGAGUUGAGCCAAGAAAAUAAAGGACGCGCAAUGCUGGAGAAAAUGGGCUGGAGCAGUGGUACGGCAUUGGGCGCGAUGAACAACAAAGGCAUUCUGCAGCCUGUCGCCCAUGUUGUCAAGCGUAGCAAGGCCGGGCUGGGAUAA
This is a messenger RNA of Colletotrichum fioriniae, 2004 nucleotides long. It is a transcript of the gene SQS1, whose product is annotated as squalene synthetase-like protein. NCBI's taxonomy places the organism in Eukaryota, Fungi, Ascomycota, Sordariomycetes, Glomerellales, Glomerellaceae. The record is from RefSeq and is a predicted model, not a curated record. Gene Ontology annotation, molecular function: nucleic acid binding. Gene Ontology annotation, cellular component: nucleus.